Molecule: messenger RNA, 1479 nt
Organism: Ceraceosorus guamensis
Lineage: Eukaryota; Fungi; Basidiomycota; Exobasidiomycetes; Ceraceosorales; Ceraceosoraceae
Product: RraA-like protein
Exons: 5
Coding region: 310-1020 (236 amino acids)
Source: RefSeq, a predicted model, not a curated record
AGCCACAGUCUCGAGUACCGUGCGGUGCGUGAAAAGCGGGCGAGUCAAGAGUGUGGAGGUGGUUGUGACUACAUGCAUCCAUGUCCCGCACACUCUCGACUCGUGAGUGCGCUCAAAACCACCAUACCAAAUGAUUCGCGACCUUUGUCCCUGUAGCGCACCAUCAUCGUCUCGCUUUUGGCCCAGAAUCGAGCCUGCAUCACAUAGAAGAUUCUGAAGCUGCUAGGGCUUGCUUUCAAUUUGAAGGACCGCAGGGGUGUGUGGAUCGACUCGCAUAUAGUCAAGGAGAACAAGAAGCGCUUUGCCAACAUGUCGACGAGGACUGGAAUUGCCUCUUCGAUCAUUGCCUCUUUGCUGCGCUUCUCGACCUGCGAGGUGUCGGACGCGCUGAUCAAGCUGAAACAUCCUACCGGCGGACUUUUACCUGGCUUGGACAUGUUCUCUCCAUCGCACUUGUCGGGCGAGACGCGCAUUUGUGGACCUGCUUUUACCGUUCAGAUGGUGGAGGGAUCUGACAAAGAUGCACCAAAGCCUGAACAGCAUUUCGUAGAUGCGGCGGAAAAGGAUAGCGUCAUGGUCAUCAGUGCGCCUCCUGAAGUUCGAUCGGCGGUAUGGGGAGGACUCAUGUCCGCUAGAGCUCAAGCUAGGGGAGUCAAAGGAAUCGUGAUUGAUGGAAGGUGUAGAGAUCUCAGCGAGCAUAGAGAAGCGGGAUUUGCUGUGUUUGCACGCGGACAUUCCACGCUUGGUCAAUCGCCGUUCACGCGUCCCUCGCUGCUCCAAUCUCCAAUCACGAUCACAGAUCCAACAUUGCCCAGCACCUCUCCAUUCCAUCAACUAGUCGUCCACCCGGACGAUUUGGUGCUGGCGGAUCUGGACGGGGUGGUCGUCGUGCCCCCUACGUUGGUGGAGCAGGUAUUGGAACUGGCGCAGAAGGGAAGAGAGGUGGAUGAAAAGUGCAUGAGCGAUCUGAAGGAGGGCAAAGGCGUCAAGGAGACUUUUGCAAAGUGGAGAGGAAAGUGAUGAGGGGAAAGAGCAGGGCAGGGAUCGCGCAGAGGGGCAAGGACGAGAGCGAGGGCAAGAGCUGAUCAGUAUUGAGGUGCAAGGUGCAGAAAGUUGCCCGAGGACGCAUGCAGAGGGGGACUGUACGAUUCUCAGAUUGAUUUUGGUGAGGUUGUCAAGACGACGCAUGGCCGCUUUGAUUCAUCUGGCUCGAUAGAGUUCGACGGGAAGGCAAUACUUUGCACCGCCCACGUACGUCGCAGCAACACUCGUAUUUCGUGCUUUUGAUCCCCAUCCCCCCAUCCCCUAUCCCCACAUUCCCACAACGGUUCAUAGACGUUGCGCUAAUGUGAAUUGACCGAAGGGCUGAAUAUCACGCGGCGCUAGACCUAGACGCUUUCCGAUUGAUUUCGCAGUUCGUCUGCGCUUGUAAGAUCCGUGCACGGUCGCACAACGGCACCACAUAUUACCAUUCUCGUU